CCAGAUCCGAAAAUGACAAGACUUUGGUAUGGAUAGGCCUCUUUGCAAAUGUGCGUGGUCUGCCGUUUUGUGUGCUUUCGCUGAGCAUCAUCUGUGUUUGAUAAACGACAUGAAUGUUUCAACGAUAUAUAACCGUGUGCAGAAUACGGUACAUAUGACUGUGUGCUCCAGUGUAGUUUGAAACUGCCAUUGUUGAUAUUGCCUUGCCUGGUCCGUCUCGACCGACGCUGAACUUCGUGAAAGGAGAUGCUGCUCCCGUCAUUACGUUACCGUUAUUUGUCUUUCUGCUGCUGUGCUCAUUCAGUGUAUGAAACGUUGAUGCUUGUGCGGAUGCUCGAGUGAUUGUCGGGCGACUGUGUAAAAACGUUCCGUGCCUAUUCGUUACGUCCACUAUUCCCUGCCACGGGAGACGAUCGACGUGUCGUGCUUUGGAAUUUACAUCAAUUAAACAUCAGUACAAAUGGCCGAGGCGGAGAAACCGUUCACCUGCGAUGUGUCAGGCUGUGGAAUCAAGUUUGUCUGCGAAGACAAGCUCACGAGCCACAAGAGGAGACACAACAUGAUGCUGACAUUGAAUUUUGCGAACACAGGUGCCGGCCCAAGAAACUGCAUUGAGCAAACUCCGACGCCAACGCGAUUCAUGGAUAUAAUUGAAGAGACGGGCCUGUUUCAAGAUCUCCAGCCUGAAUUCACCACCCCCGAGCCAGCUCAUACCGCCAAUCCAUUCGACGCGUCCUUUCGUAAGGCGUCGAGCGGGGAAAUUGUUACGAAGGAGCCAAGCCAUAUCCCUAGCACGAGUGAGCCGCUGAACACGCCCUGCAUUAUGCCAGUGACGGCAGACCCCCUUGCGCUGCGGCCCCAGUUCACUCCAGCUUCAGCCGUUCCCAAAUUCGGACCAGCCCCUUUGCCCACUCCCAAAGUAGAGGAGGCAUCCAGUGACAACACAAGUGCACCUUCCAGUGCUUCAAAUGCAAGCAAAGGGUGUAGUUCGCCUGAUGAAGUGACAGUGGUUGCAGCUGCUGCUCCUGACACAAAGAAGUUGUUGGGUGCCCCCAUCAGUGACAAACCUGCCACACUUCAAGUGAACCCAACUGCUGAGGCACAAUCUGCCAUGACUGGGCCAACUCCUGCUGACAGUGUUCUAGCGGCGACUAGUCCCUAUUGUUCAAGUGCUUCCAGGAGUUUCCCCGAACCAUGUGGCACCAGUCGUAGCCCCUGUCGUUGCACCACCCGUUACUCCUAUUGUACCAACCGUAGGCUCUUUGCCUGGCUCCAAGGCGACCACUAUCAUUACACCUUCCAACGUUAUCCAGAUUGGAGAGAGUGUCCAGCUGUUGAUUGUAGCCAACCCUACUCCCGCCGUCGGGGCGACAACGCAAUUGCCGCCUGCUCCUCUCCUGCAACAGAAUAUAGAAACGAAAUUGAAGGAUACACUGGUCGUCAAAGGCCUUAGCAGUCUCACCGACAAACAGCAGGCAACAAAAUGUUCACUCUCCACACCUCGUACGACCAAGCCUCUUAUUGCACCAUCAGACCCGAAUCUGGGUGACAGCAAAAAUAACUGUCUAGACAUGGUCAUGGAUGACGAACGAAAGAAGAAAAACAGAGAAAACAACAGGUAUGCUGCACAGAGGUCCCG
Messenger RNA from Rhipicephalus sanguineus (brown dog tick), 1639 nucleotides. Its product is annotated as cyclic AMP-dependent transcription factor ATF-7. The record is from RefSeq and is a predicted model, not a curated record. NCBI's taxonomy places the organism in Eukaryota, Metazoa, Arthropoda, Arachnida, Ixodida, Ixodidae. The coding region runs from base 461 to 1453 and encodes 330 amino acids. The transcript is spliced from 9 exons.